AUGAAUCUCUCGUGGUCCUCGUCUGCUUCUUCGACCGGUUCUCAGUCCUCGUCUAUGAAUCUCUCGUCGUCCUCGUCUGCUUCUUCGUCGUCUUCGACCGGUUCGUGGUUCUCCGGCGUGGUCCGCGGCCGGUCGGACCGGUCCGGGUCCGUCAAGAUGGGCUCGGAUUCUGUCUCCGGCGGUUCCGGUGACUUUUCUGGUCCCGUUGUACGGAAGAACCAGUUCCGAGGCGUGCUCUUCAAGUACGGCCCAAAGCCUAUUCAGGUUGCGUUUAAAACAGGUGAUUAUAGACAACAAGUCAUUUUUAUUGGUGGACUGACUGAUGGUUUUCUGGCAACAGAUUACUUGGAACCUCUUGCAAUUGCUUUGGACAAGGAGAAAUGGUCACUUGUUCAGCCACUCUUGUCAUCUUCAUACAGUGGAUAUGGCACUUCAAGCUUGCAACAAGAUGCAAUGGAACUUGAUCAGCUGAUCAGUCACUUUAUAAACAAAGAAGAUUCUGAGGGUGUGGUACUGCUUGGCCAUAGUACUGGCUGUCAGGAUAUUGUACAUUACAUGCGCACAAAUGCUGCAUGCUCCCGAGCGGUCCGUGCUGCCAUUCUGCAGGCUCCAGUCAGUGAUCGGGAAUACAGAGCAACUCUUCCCGAAACAGCUGCUAUGAUUGACUUGGCUUCAACCAUGAUUAGUGAAGGCCGUGGGUUGGAGUUAUUGCCAAGUGAAGCAGAUCCAGGAGCCCCAAUAACUGCCUAUCGGUAUCACUCUCUUUGUGCAUACAAUGGGGAUGAUGACUUGUUUAGUUCUGACCUUACUGACGACCAGCUGAGGUUGAGACUUGGGCACAUGGCUAACACACCUUGCCAGGUUAUGUAUUCCAUGGCCGAUGAAUAUGUGCCAGACUAUGUUGACAAGAAAGCAUUGGUCCAAAGAUUGUGUAAAGCAAUGGGUGGUGCAGAGAAAGUUGAAAUUGAAUAUGGUAAUCACUCCCUUUCUAACAGAGUUGAUGAAGCUGUCCAUGCCAUUAUUGAUUUUGUUAAGAGAGAGGGACCUAAAGGCUGGGAUGAUCCGUGGCAUUAGUUUAGUGUGUUGCUCUAUUUUCCUCCAUUUUUAAUUCUAAAUUCUUUCGUUUUAUUCCAUUUAUUCCCUGUCUUUAAUUUUCUCAGCUUUCAGUCUUCUUCUUCUUCUUCUAUAUAGAAAAUUUCAAGUGAAUUUCGAUCUUAUUUUGCUCACACCGUUUGAGAUUGUGUCGAACACCCUUCUUUUGUUAACUCAUCGGGAAAGGAAAUAGAAAAGAAAAGAAAUUAUUUUGCACCUUUUUUCUGGGUUUGGCAUUGUGGAAUCAAACUGAUGAUUUUGAGGUUUGGUUUCUUGUUUGAACACUUGAUCUUUUCUUCAUAUGAGAUACUUUAUCAUCAUAUUCUCCUCUCAGACUAUAUACUACAAACCAGAAAAGCUACAUUUACAUC
Molecule: messenger RNA, 1463 nt
Organism: Prunus avium (sweet cherry)
Lineage: Eukaryota; Viridiplantae; Streptophyta; Magnoliopsida; Rosales; Rosaceae
Source: RefSeq, a predicted model, not a curated record